This is a messenger RNA of Trichechus manatus latirostris (Florida manatee), 4426 nucleotides long. RefSeq names its product solute carrier family 25 member 44 (gene SLC25A44). Bases 1020 to 1964 code for a protein of 314 amino acids. Lineage: Eukaryota; Metazoa; Chordata; Mammalia; Sirenia; Trichechidae. Gene Ontology annotation, biological process: transmembrane transport; branched-chain amino acid transport; branched-chain amino acid catabolic process. The transcript is spliced from 3 exons. The record is from RefSeq and is a predicted model, not a curated record. Gene Ontology annotation, cellular component: mitochondrion. Gene Ontology annotation, molecular function: branched-chain amino acid transmembrane transporter activity.
UACCUUAAUUAGCUGUAGCUUCCUUAUUUCUGUAUCUUAGCAUCCAUUCCCUAGAGGGAUACUGUGUCUCAAAGGCAGAGUCUGUCUUCUUCGUCACUUGGAUCUCCGUUAUCUAGGACUGAGGUGGUUUAUAUGCUUCGAGAUGAAAGGGGUCAAACAUGUCCUUUACCCUGUAGUUCUCAAGACUUCACAGGGAAACAAAGUACUUAACUCUCAGGUGGUUCUUUUCUGUCUUUCUCUGGUAUGAGUUAUCUAAUAACCAAAGAGGACUCUGACCUUUGGCCUGUUCUUAACUUUCUAACUCCUUUCAUCGGAGGGAGGGAAGGUGACAGGGGGUGCUCUGUGAUGUGAAAGCCCCACCUACCCUCUGCCCCACAGUUUCUCCUCAUGCAGACUGGAGAAAAUAUGAGCAGUAUAGCUAGUGUGGGUCAGGGGAGCUCUAAGGGGCCGGCGCUGGAAACCAGAAAUAAAGUGGUAUGAAUCAAAUGGUAAAUGGUGGUAAGAGAGGCACCUGCUGAGGAUGAAGGGCCACAGGUCGUGCCUCCUCAGUGGGCUCCUAAAUGUCACUUGGUGACAUCCCAGAAGCCCACCUAAAGGCCCUGCAUCCUGCCAGGUGGUCGGUUUGCCCACAGCAUCCUGAGAUCUUCCUGGGUGAACCAGAGGAGAAUGGUCCUUGCCCAGGGCCGCGCCAUCAGGGCCCAGGCAGAGGCAGGAAGUCGAGGAUAGCCAGUCCUAUAGGAUGGGCAUAGUGGAGCCAGGGAGUCAUCGAGGUAAGGAAGAAUUUCUAGAGGAAGGGACCUGAGUUGGGAAGAACUGGUCAAGGAGAGAGAAGGGGUAGCACUCUAAUCUUGGACAGAAGACUUGGGCGGGGUUUGGUAGAGCCAGGUUGUUGAAGUCUAAGCUAUGGGGAAGUGAGUGUCCCAGGAGAUGAAUUCUUAGACAGGAGGGGAAAGGCAAAGUCCUGACCUCUUCCUCCUCACAUCCUUCUACCUGCUCAAAUCCCCUUGCUUUCAGGUACAAUGGAGGACAAACGCAACAUCCAGAUCAUUGAGUGGGAACACCUGGACAAGAAGAAGUUCUACGUAUUUGGCGUGGCAAUGACAAUGAUGAUCCGUGUCAGCGUCUACCCAUUCACCCUCAUCCGCACCCGGUUGCAGGUUCAGAAGGGCAAGAGCCUCUACCAUGGGACCUUUGACGCCUUCAUCAAGAUCCUGCGGGCAGAUGGUGUGACUGGUCUCUACCGGGGGUUCCUGGUCAACACCUUCACGCUCAUCUCUGGCCAGUGCUACGUCACCACUUACGAGCUCACUCGGAAGUUUGUAGCUGACUACAGCCAGAGCAACACAGUCAAAUCGCUGGUGGCUGGUGGCUCAGCCUCCCUGGUGGCUCAGAGCAUCACGGUGCCCAUUGAUGUGGUCUCCCAGCACCUGAUGAUGCAGCGCAAGGGUGAGAAAAUGGGCCGCUUUCAGGUGCGCGGGAACCCAGAGGGACAAAGGGUGGUUGCUUUUGGCCAAACCAAGGACAUCAUCAGGCAGAUCCUGCGGGCUGAUGGGCUUCGAGGCUUCUACCGAGGCUAUGUGGCUUCACUGCUUACGUACAUCCCAAACAGUGCUGUCUGGUGGCCCUUCUAUCACUUCUACGCAGAGCAGCUCUCAUACCUCUGUCCUAAGGAGUGCCCUCACAUUGUUUUUCAAGCCAUCUCAGGGCCCCUGGCUGCAGCCACUGCCUCCAUCCUCACCAAUCCUAUGGAUGUCAUCCGAACCCGCGUGCAGGUUGAAGGCAAGAGCUCCAUCAUCCUGACCUUCAGACAGCUGAUGGCAGAGGAGGGACCUUGGGGCCUCAUGAAGGGCCUCUCGGCCAGAAUCAUCUCUUCCACGCCCUCCACCAUCGUCAUUGUGGUGGGCUAUGAGAGCCUCAAGAAGCUCAGCUUGCGACCUGAGCUGGUGGAUUCAAGACACUGGUAACCAGUGGUGGGGAGAGAAGCCUGCUGUUUCCGCACCACUGGGUCGGGGGCAGAGUGAGGAGGGUAGCACCCUCUCUGUCGCCCCCACCACACACCCAGCCCUGCCCUGGGCCAGGUGGCCUGUCUGGGACAGGGACAGAGACUUUGAACUGCUCUUGCCGAAGAGAUUCUAAGCCUGGACCCCCUGCCCCCACUAUUUUUAAUUCUCUUGCCAAACCAGGCUCCCUCACAUAGUCCCUGUACUCCAUCCUGCCCUAAGGAAACCUCCACCUGCUAACCCUUCUGGCUUCCCCUUCCAUCUGUGUUCCUGAGAUCCUGAGAAGAGCUGUACAUAGAGCUUAUUCACUACCAGUGGUCUCCCUCUUGGGUCUACAGCUCAUGCUCCAAGCAGCUGCGGUCAGCCCUCCACACUUCUUCUUUUAGGCUGGCUUAUUUUUAUUUUGGAGCUGAGCUGCCCACCAGAUUACUCUGCUUUCCCCUGCCAUUGGGGCAGGGUGCCAGGCACUCUGUACAGGGACUAGGAGUAGCAAAAACUCUGGUUCUCCAGAGAACUUGUCCUCUCUUUGGAGGGGUUAUUAGGUUGGGGAGAAAUGUUGAUACUUUAUUUUGUGGGCUUUUUGUUUUUUAUUACCUCUGUGAACCAGGCUAUUGUCUUAGUCCUGCUAAAGCACCCGUCCUGCAGUUGGAGCCCAGCCCUUCCUUAGACAGGUGGAAAAUGUAAUGUUUUUUCCUCAGUCCCAGUUUCCUAUCCCUGAAGUCCCAGGAGCCCUGGGACAAUAUAAGCUGCUGGCUUCCCCUGGCCCAGAGGACUACAGUGGUGGGCACAGUUCUAAGUUGAUGAGGGUGUUUGGGACACACUGGACUUGGACAGUACCCUGGAAAGUCAGGUUGAGAGAGCAGUCCAUUUGGAAAGCGACAAGAGGGGUAUGUGCCCAGCAUGUUUCCCCCAGGCCUGCUGGGCCCAGCCUAGGAGGGCAGUGGAGGUUCUCAGCCCCAGGCAGCCCUAGACACACACAAGUGUACUCUAAUCACUGGAACUCGUGGAAACAAAUGCUAUCUCACAACGGGUAUCUCUGAGAUGUGGAACUGUUUGUUUUUUUCUCCCUCAAUGUGAAGAGUUAUUCCAAUCAUGGUACCUUUUGGAGGGCUGCUUGGAGGAGAGUCAUAAGUGGGUCAGGAAGUCACCCAUACCAGGACCACUGCAUUUACCAGCCUGAUACUGCCAAGAUUAUCUGUUGACACUCUCCUCUGAAGGAGCUGGGAGAUGGGCUCUCCUUCCCUGCCCAACUUCCCUCCCCAACUCCUCCACCAAGCCUGCAUUGCAAGCGGAGAGGUGCAGCAAACAGAAUAAGAAGGAGGCAUGUCAACCCUGCAUUUCCACUUGAGAUAUCUGUCCUGGACAAUCCUUCAAACCUUCUUAUUGGUCCCACCCACUGGGAAAGGCCAUGGUGCCAAUUUGAAAGGUGCUAGCUACCUGAAGCCUUGAUAUUUCUAUGGCUGCCCCCUAUUCUUACACCGUGGCCAGAUCAGAAUCUGAAAAUUGUUAUUUCUCUACUUUUACUACCAACACUGCCCAUCUUGGUCUCUAUCUUUGAGGAUGUUUUCCCUUUUCACAUAUUUUUGUCUCUUCCCGCACUUUAUCAAGGGAGUCCUCCCAUCUCUGUCCAGGAGUGGCCAUCCAGAUGAUUGGGCCCACAGAUCGUUUUGAAUCUUCCUACACCACAGUCACCCCUUUAUCUUAAGAACUACCAGUAUAAUGGAAGCAAGGGGCCCCUCCUCUCUCUUCAAGCUCUUCACAGCGACAUCUUUGUAGAUUGGUUCUAACUCCGUAUCUUCUCUCUAGUGACUUGUCUUCAGUUCUUCCGCACUAUGGCAAAGUGAGUAAAGUAUCAUGGGUAAGAAGUGGUCUCCUGCCUCUCUUGUCUUAGAGUGUUUCUGCCUCCUCUGUUUUCUUAUGCAGUUAUUUCACAGCUUUUGUCUCGUUACCUUUUCUCUCUCACAGUUUUAAAGGAUAAUGUGUAUAUAAUUAAGGGGGCCCCUUACCCCAACAUUUUCAUUUAGUAAGUUUAGGGACUGGGAUUGGGUUUGAUUAAAACAGGUCCUGGGGGAGAUUCAUCCAGUGGGCAGAGAGUGGGCUUCCGUUUCCCCAGAACUAGAGACCUGACCAGCUGGAAUUUUUGAUAUGUUGGUUCGUGGCCAAAACUGUAGAAGAAACUUGGAAGACUGCGCAAGACAGGAAAGCUGAUGGGGAGUAUUGAGGGGCGAGGGAAUUAAAAUGCAGACGCACUUAAUAUUUGAUAAAGUGGACUCUUGUGAAUAUUAACAGUGAGUAUUCACUGUUGCACUGUACGAAGUCUUUGAAGUGUAAUUAAAGUUUUUAGUGAGCCCCGGAGCUUUGGCUUACGUUUGUUCUGCCAGGGCUGCCGCGAAACUACGUAGGUGUACCGCCCGAACCGUCUCCUC